AAAAACCAAGCCUCCUCUUAGGAAUGGCACUUGUCUGAGAGUUUCCUUAACACACAGCUCCUGAAAGCCACCAGGCUUGUGAAAGGAGAACAGAGGGGUUAUUGGGAUACAAAUUACAGCUCUCUCAGGAUUUGCCUGACAGACCAGCCAACUUUGAAGACGUAAUAUCUGAGGAGUAAAACAAAGAGGAAACAAUGACGGAUGAUCAAGACCUUUCUGAGGUGGAGAUGAGUCCUGUAGGUUCUGAAGACCACCAUUGUCUGUCUCCAGGACCUUCCAUGGCAUCGGAUGCCAGCUCUCACCUUGGCAACCCCAACAGUGGUGAGAUGGGGAAGGUGAAGAAGGAACAGCAGGACUCCGAAGCUGAUGACGAUAAGUUCCCGGUGUGCAUCCGGGAGGCAGUGAGCCAGGUACUGAGUGGCUAUGACUGGACCCUGGUGCCCAUGCCUGUGAGGGUCAAUGGAAGCAGCAAGAGCAAGCCCCAUGUCAAGCGGCCCAUGAAUGCUUUCAUGGUGUGGGCGCAAGCCGCCCGGAGAAAGCUGGCAGACCAAUAUCCUCACCUCCACAAUGCUGAGCUUAGUAAGACACUUGGAAAGCUCUGGAGGUUGCUGAAUGAAAGUGACAAGCGUCCCUUCAUUGAGGAGGCAGAACGGCUGCGAAUGCAGCACAAGAAGGACCACCCUGAUUACAAGUACCAGCCGCGCCGGCGGAAAAAUGGCAAGGCCACCCAGGGUGAAAAUGACAGCCAGGCCGAGGGGGAAGCUGGUGGAGCUGCUGCUAUACAGGCCCACUACAAGAAUGCCCAUUUGGACCACAGGCACCCUGGGGAAGGAUCUCCCCUGUCUGAUGGGCACCCUGAAAACUCCUCAGGUCAGAGUCAUGGGCCUCCCACACCACCGACCACUCCAAAGACAGAACUGCAGUCGGGUAAGGCUGACUCCAAACGGGAAGGGCGUUCCCUUGGGGAAGGAGGAAAGCCUCACAUCGACUUUGGCAAUGUGGAUAUCGGGGAGAUCAGCCACGAAGUGAUGUCCAACAUGGAGCCCUUCGACGUAAAUGAAUUUGACCAAUACCUGCCACCAAAUGGACAUGCUGCUCACCCAGGCCAUGUUGGGGGCUAUGCUGCAGCUGCAAGUUAUGGCCUUGGGAGUGCCCUGGCUGCAGCCAGUGGACACUCUGCCUGGAUCUCCAAACAGCAUGGAGUCUCCUUGUCUGCUGCCACAUCAGCGGUGGUAGACUCCAAGGCACAAGUGAAAACAGAGGGCUCUACUCCAGGGGCCCAUUACACUGACCAGCCCUCCACUUCCCAGAUAGCAUACACCUCCCUCAGCCUGCCCCACUAUGGCUCAGCUUUUCCCUCAAUAUCCAGGCCCCAGUUUGACUACCCUGACCACCAGCCCUCAGGACCCUACUACAGCCACUCCAGUCAGGCUUCUGGCCUCUAUUCGGCCUUCUCCUAUAUGGGGCCUUCCCAACGCCCCCUAUACACUACCAUCUCUGACCCGGCACCCUCAGUGCCACAGUCUCAUAGCCCCACACACUGGGAGCAGCCUGUGUAUACAACCCUCUCAAGACCCUAGGGAACGGGGAGCAGUGAGCAAAGCAGCAGCGGAAAGGCUCCGGAGAAUCAGCCCCAGAAGACAAGCCUCCAAGUCCCGAGGUCAUUUGGUGUAAUCCAGUCGCCAGAACCCACAGAAUAUCCGGGCGUGUCUAUCUUGACCGCAGUUACCGAUGGCUCACCCGGCUGGAGGAAGGUUCCCACCUACCCACCCCCACACUCCCAGUCCCUGAUUGGCUUCCAGGAUCAUAUAGGCCUUCUAGGUGAGGACAAUUCUAGGCAUGGAGCAACUACUCACAGUGAGGGGUUUUGCCCGGCAGAUCAAGGGUUUAAAAAAUAAAAUAAAAUUGAGAGAUAAUCCCUUUCCUUCUCUUCCCCUCCCUGGAGUUGUCCGGACCAUCAGCCUAAUGGUUUAGAAAGAAACACAAUGGACAUAACUCUGCCACUCGCUGUAGGUGAAGCAUGGCUAGAGGGGCACCCUGGCAGUGUAACGCUUCAGGAGGAGGAGUCAGAUGGUGCCGCUGUCUGAUGUGGACAGUGCUCUAGGACGUUCCUGCUUCAGAGUCGCACGUGCAUGAAAUGUUGCUCCCCAUUGGAAGACCCACCUAUGCUUGCUUUUCCUGUUGAUAUUUGGCACCUGAUGCGCCCACUUUCCCUUAUCCAUGCCAUCACUUCUCCGCUGCCUGGCUCUCUUUAAGACUUACCUACACAAUGGACUCAGGAACUGCAUGAUAUGCUCUGACCGCCUUUGCAUCACAGCAUGUAAGCAUGUGUGCCUACAUGUUGGUCCCUUGGACCAUAAAAAGCAAAGGGGACUGAAUCCUACUUUGUUGUUAUGAACAUUUUGUAUUCCUAGUUUGUUUCCAUCACUUUGUGGCUCCUUUCUAAACUCCCCCAGCUACCUUUCUAACACUCCAGAAGAUACCCUACCAAAGUCAAUACUUUUCCUUCUGGCAUACUUAUGAGAGUGACUGUGUCUAUGAGUGUGUGUGUGUGCAGAGUGGGUGAGAGAAAGCAAAAGAGCGUAGUAGUAACUGCAAUAGCCAGUGUAGUUUUCCUAUUUGCAGAGAACAAAUGUGGAGAAAGAACUUCCAUAUGACCACAAUACUAAUGGAUGUAUCCUCAUUCUUCCACGAGAGACCUUUCGAGACAUUUUGGUGCCUGAGGCGAAGCAUCCAAAUGGUAUACGUAAAGAUGAUAAAAACAUUAUACAUUGAUCAUUGCUGCCAUUCUGCAAAAUUUGCUGUGCAAGAGAGGCUGCCUCAUCCUGCCUAAUGAUAGGUUCAUCCCUGCCAUAUAUGCUAAUAAUAAUUAGCAUCUAAGUUCUAUCUUUGCCAUACAAAGGAGGAUCUUGCUGGUACAACUGAUGCGGAAUGGGCAUUUUAAAAAGAAGCUGACCCAUGCAAAAUUCAAAUAAACCCAUGUUCAUUUUGGGUUUUCAAACUGAGGCAACUUCCCUUUGCCUCCCUGCCUUUUUUUCCAUGGGCCUGGGGAAUGCCCAUUCCACAGCUUCCAAAAAAAGACAUUGCUCACAGUGUCAUUGAGAAUCCCACUUGGAAGGCUGCCGUGAUUGAGAGCAUGAUGGUACGAAUCACACACCGUAGAGAUGCCAGAUACUAUGCCUGUGCAUGAGGAUGGGCCUACAACUGGCCAUAAUGUACAAUGCGGUACUUGCUGUUGUUCCUAACCACUUUGGAUUGAGAUGACUGAGGCUAACCCACCCAAAGUUAUGAGCUUUAUAUAUGCUUGACUCCCAUUUUUUCACUGUGGAUGAUUAUCCCUUCUCCAUGGUGUUUGAAAAGAACUUGUAGUAUGCCUGUAUUCCUUGUAUGCAUGUAAUCCAUUAACUGCUCUACUCCCUUAUUUAUGGAAGUAGCACAUCCUUCCUUGUUCCCAGCACCACAACCCUCUAGCACCAUUAACGUUGCAUCAAAUGUAU
Messenger RNA from Rhineura floridana, 3497 nucleotides. It is a transcript of the gene SOX10, whose product is annotated as SRY-box transcription factor 10. NCBI's taxonomy places the organism in Eukaryota, Metazoa, Chordata, Lepidosauria, Squamata, Rhineuridae. The transcript is spliced from 4 exons. The record is from RefSeq and is a predicted model, not a curated record. Gene Ontology annotation, biological process: morphogenesis of an epithelium; enteric nervous system development; negative regulation of transcription by RNA polymerase II. Bases 195 to 1580 code for a protein of 461 amino acids. Gene Ontology annotation, cellular component: nucleus. Gene Ontology annotation, molecular function: DNA-binding transcription factor activity, RNA polymerase II-specific; RNA polymerase II cis-regulatory region sequence-specific DNA binding.